This is a messenger RNA of Canis lupus familiaris (dog), 13554 nucleotides long. RefSeq names its product calsyntenin 2 (gene CLSTN2). Gene Ontology annotation, biological process: positive regulation of synaptic transmission; positive regulation of synapse assembly; homophilic cell-cell adhesion. NCBI's taxonomy places the organism in Eukaryota, Metazoa, Chordata, Mammalia, Carnivora, Canidae. The record is from RefSeq and is a predicted model, not a curated record. Bases 16 to 2874 code for a protein of 952 amino acids. Gene Ontology annotation, cellular component: cell surface; postsynaptic membrane. The transcript has 17 exons. Gene Ontology annotation, molecular function: X11-like protein binding; amyloid-beta binding; kinesin binding.
AGCAUUAGCUGGGGCAUGACCUUUAUGAAUCAUCCUGAUGGGAUGACUAAUUUCUGUUGGAUGACCAAUUUCUACUGGGAUAUCUGGUUCCUGAUGGAAUGGCCAGUGUCUGAAGUCAACAAGCAUAAACCAUGGAUCGAGACUUCAUAUCACGGAGUCAUAACUGAGAACAAUGACACAGUCAUCUUGGAUCCACCACUUGUAGCCCUGGAUAAAGAUGCACCAGUUCCUUUUGCAGGGGAAAUUUGUGCAUUCAAGAUCCACGGCCAGGAGCUGCCCUUUGAGGCGGUGGUGCUCAACAAGACGUCAGGAGAGGGCCGGCUGCGAGCCAAGAGCCCCAUCGACUGUGAGCUGCAGAAGGAGUACACGUUCAUCAUCCAGGCCUAUGACUGUGGCGCAGGGCCCCGGGAGACAGCCUGGAAGAAGUCGCACAAGGCCGUGGUCCACAUCCAGGUGAAGGACGUCAAUGAGUUUGCUCCCACCUUCAAAGAGCCAGCCUACAAGGCAGUCGUGACAGAGGGGAAGAUCUACGACAGCAUCCUGCAGGUGGAGGCCGUCGACGAGGACUGCUCCCCCCAGUACAGCCAGAUUUGCAACUAUGAAAUCGUCACAACUGACGUGCCUUUUGCCAUUGACAGAAAUGGCAACAUUAGAAAUACUGAGAAGCUGAGCUAUGACAAGCAACGCCAGUACGAGAUCCUGGUGACCGCCUAUGACUGUGGACAGAAGCCGGCCGCUCAGGACACGCUGGUGCAGGUGGAUGUGAAGCCAGUUUGCAAGCCUGGCUGGCAAGACUGGACCAAGAGGAUUGAGUAUCAGCCUGGCUCCGGGAGCGUGCCGCUUUUCCCCAGCAUCCACCUGGAGACGUGCGACGGGGCCGUGUCCUCCAUCCAGAUCACCACGGAGCUGCAGACCAAUUACAUCGGGAAGGGCUGCGACCGGGAGACCUACUCUGAGAGAUCCCUUCAGAAAUUAUGUGGAGCCUCCUCUGGCAUCAUCGACCUCUUGCCGUCCCCCAGUGCUGCCACCAACUGGACAGCAGGACUGCUCGUGGACAGCAGCGAGAUGAUCUUCAAGUUUGAUGGCAGACAAGGUGCCAAGAUCCCCGAUGGGAUUGUGCCCAAGAACCUGACAGACCAGUUCACCAUCACCAUGUGGAUGAAACAUGGCCCCAGCCCUGGUGUGAGAGCCGAGAAGGAAACUAUCCUCUGCAACUCAGACAAGACUGAAAUGAAUCGGCAUCACUACGCCCUGUACGUGCACAACUGCCGCCUCGUCUUCCUCUUGCGCAAGGACUUCGACCAGGCGGACACCUUCCGCCCCGCAGAGUUCCACUGGAAGCUGGACCAGAUAUGUGACAAAGAAUGGCAUUACUACGUCAUCAAUGUGGAGUUUCCUGUAGUUACCUUAUACAUGGAUGGAGCAACAUAUGAACCCUAUCUGGUGACCAACGAUUGGCCCAUUCAUCCAUCUCACAUAGCCAUGCAACUUACGGUCGGCGCUUGUUGGCAAGGAGGAGAAGUCACCAAACCACGGUUUGCUCAGUUCUUCCACGGCAGCCUGGCCAGUCUCACCAUCCGCCCCGGCAAAAUGGAGAGUCAGAAGGUGAUCUCCUGCCUGCAGGCCUGCAAGGAAGGACUGGAUAUCAAUUCCCUGGAAAGCCUCGGCCAAGGCAUAAAGUACCACUUCAACCCCUCGCAGUCCAUCCUGGUGAUGGAAGGUGACGACAUUGGGAACAUCAACCGCGCCCUCCAGAAGGUGUCCUACAUCAACUCCAGGCAGUUCCCGACGGCGGGCGUGCGGCGCCUGAGAGUCUCUUCCAAAGUCCAGUGCUUUGGAGAAGAUGUGUGCAUCAGCGUCCCCGACGUGGAUGCCUAUGUGAUGGUGCUGCAGGCCAUCGAGCCCCAGAUCAGCCUCCGUGGCACAGACCGCCUCUGGAGACCUGCUGCCCAGUUUGAAAGUGCCCGAGGGGUGACCCUCUUUCCCGACCUCAAGAUUGUGAGCACCUUCGCCAAAGCCGAGGCCCUAGGUGACCUGAAGACCACAGCACCCAAAUCAGCAGUCUUAGAAGAAAUGCUUCACAACUUAGAUUUCUGUGACAUUCUGGUGCUUGGAGGGGACCUGGACCCAAGACAGGAGUGCUUGGAGCUCAACCACAGUGAGCUCCAUCAGCGACACCUGGAUGCCACCAACUCCACAGCAGGCUACUCCAUCUACGGUGUGGGCUCCAUGAGCCGCUAUGAACAGGUACUGCAUCACAUCCGCUACCGCAACUGGCAUCCAGCUUCCCUUGAGUCUCGGCGGUUCAGAAUCAAGUGCUCAGAACUGAACGGGCGUUAUACCAGCAAUGAGUUCAACCUGGAGGUCAGCAUCCUCCAUGAGGCCAGAGUCUCAGACAAGGAGCACGUCAACCACCUUAUUGUGCAGCCUCCCUUCCUGCAGUCUGUCCACCACCCUGAGUCCCAGAGUAGCAUCCAGCGCAGUUCAGUGGUCCCAAGCAUCGCCACAGUGGUCAUCAUCAUCUCCGUAUGCAUGCUGGUGUUUGUCGUGGCCAUGGGCGUGUACCGGGUCCGGAUUGCCCACCAGCACUUCACCCAAGAGACGGAGGCUGCCAAGGAGGCGGAGAUGGAUUGGGACGACUCUGCGCUCACUAUUACAGUCAACCCCAUGGAGAAACAUGAAGAACCAGGGCGUGGGGAAGAGGAGACUGAGGAGGAGGAGGAAGAAGUGGAGGAAGACAUGAGCUCCAGCAGCAGUGACUCAGAGGACAGCGAAGAGGAAGAGGAGGAGGAAGGGAUGGGCAAGGGCAGACAUGGGCAGAGUGGAGCCAGGCAAGCCCAGCUGGAGUGGGACGACUCUGCCCUGCCCUACUAGUGCCCAGCUGUCUGUGCCCACCCAGUGUCCCUUUUGUAAGCCCCACCUGAUAUACGCCUGAGUCUAUCACCUGUCGCCUCUGAUUUCUAUGACAAGUCUGGGCAGGCCUUCCCCAGCGUCCUGGAAGUCACCCUUUAUUCCUUGGGUACUCCCUAGGGAGGGUCCAAGAAGCCCAGGGUCAUCAUUAGUGGAGACUUCAGGGUGGACUUUGCCCUGUAGCCCCUACUUCUGCCCUGGACUCACCUAGCAUCCUGUCAGCCAAUCUGCAGAAUUCUGCCUUUGUUCUUCUUUGCAAGGAAAAAGUCAGCCUUUAUGUCACUCACCUCCCCCGGGCUCCCUGUGCCCAGGGCCCUUGGGUUCCAGCUCACUGUGCGUGCACCUGACCCCGUCUCCCCUUCCACACAGACCAGCAGGUUCUUCUCACCUGACUUUUCAGGUGGGUUCACGUGGGCGAGGUGGUCAGACUUCACACGUAAGAGGUCUUCAGUCCUUAAUACUCUAAAAGAAAGUCUUUGUUGAGGCAGAUUUAACAUAUAGGGAAAGGUUCACAUGCACGCACACCCACAUGCACACAUUCGCUCUCCCCAGUUUGGAGAGCCUUUCCCUUUGUCCUUUCUGAGGUCACAUAAGGUUAGAUGAAAAGUCCAAAACCAAGACUAGGUCUUUGGCCACAGCAGGGCCUGGGCCCCAGCCAAAGCUCUCUGUCAACCAGGCUGCCACCACAUGACAUCACAGGAACCAGCAAGCACUCUGCAGAGGUACUGCCUCAAGCAACAGUGUGACAAGCCUGCAGCCAGAGACCAGAAGGAAGGGCUAAUAGGAUGAGCAGCUGGGCACUAUGGUGGGCACAGAUCUGGGAGAUGGGGGUGGCUGGGGUCUUCCCAGCCAGAGGGAAGCCAGAGGUGGACAAGGCUCUCAGCAUCUAGUCUGAGGGUCCCUCAUCACCUGUUUCACACUGUUUUGCCUUCUGAGCAAAUUCAUCCCUCUCCGAUGUAUUAGAACCAGCAUGAACUGCACCAAAUCUAAAAUGAAAGUUUGGAGAUUUGAAUGUUAGGAAUUAGGAGCAUAUCUGUGAUAGUAACAGCUGCUGCUGUAUUCUUCUAAAAGGAGCAGUGCUUUGGGUGGAGGGCAAAUAUAUCUGAAAAUCUAAUUUUUUUCUUCUUGUUUCAAUAAAAUCUUUUCCACCUCCAUCCUAACAUGGACACCUUGUAAGGAGAGAACAGUUGCUAUAGUAACUUGUCUGUGCUCUUUUGUGACCAGAGAUUAGCAGGCAAAAACAGGGCCAUUCUAGGACUUCCACAAGGCUCUGAGACCGUCUUUGUUUUGAAUGUACAAAGGAUAAAGCCAGAGACAAUCUGUCCCUGUCCUCCCACCCUCCCCCUGUUGUUCAUCCCAUACUGGCAGAGGCACAGAGCUGGCCCCUAGUCACAGGGGCAUUCAGGUUCAAAAGUAAGUUGAGAAUCUGUUCAUUCUACUCACCAUGUCACUAAAAUAGAGUUUAAGGGGGACCAUCAUGAAUGACCUCUAGUUUGAGCUCCACCCAACGAGGAUCCAUGAGAGGCCCCUGCAAGCUUCUGAUUGAAGAAAAUUACCUGAUGCAGCUUUUUCCACCAUCAAAAGUGAUUUUUGCACUCUGUUCCCCCCCUUUGAGCCUCACCAUAACUCUGUCAGGGAGUUGGGACACCUAUUGUCAGGCCUAUUUUGAGUAAACUGAAGUUCAUAGCUUCAGCAUCUUGUUCAGAGUCACUCAGAGGUAGAGACAAGACCAGACUUCCCACCUGCCACUCUUGGUCCAGUGCCCAUAACCCUGCUUCUACUUAUAUUUAUGCAGCUCACAAGCAUUGUUGAGGACCUACUAUGUGCUAAGCACUCAACCAGCAGCCCUAGGAGAUGCUAAAGCUGAGUAAGAUUGGGUGAAUUCUCCCAAGCAAAAUGCUCUAUCAGGUUGUGUCUGCACAGCUACAAGGAGAAAAUCUCUAACACUGCUUAGUCUCCAUAAUCCCUUUCAUUAAAUAAAAGAUUCUCCAGUUGGGCAUUUAGGAGCUAACAGAAUUCUAUCAAAAUUAUGGCAGUAAAAACCAAAUUUAUGGUUUUUCAAUUUUUUUUGUUAUUCGUAAGAUAAAAUUUGAUGUUGCAAGUUUUUAAAAUUCUAGUUAAUAUAUAGUGUAAUUAGUUUCAGGAGUAGAAUUUAGUGAUUCAUCACUUACACCACCUGGUGCUCAUCACAACCAGUGCUUUUUCAAUCGGAUUUACAUUUAAAAUAUCUGAGUCUUUACACAGUCUUUUCAGUUUGGUUGGGGUGAGAAGGGGUUACUCAUGCCUUCCGGCUAUCUCCAAUGGCUGUAUCACUUCUGGUUGAGGAAGCUAAUUGGGCCCUAAUUUAGGGAUUAUGGGGGCGGAGGGAGCAGGUGAAAGUGGCACUUGGCUAGGGAUGCAGAGUUGAAUCAUUUGUGACUGGAUUGAUGUAGAGAAACAAUGGGAACAACAAGUCAGGACCCUCUCCAUCAACUGUUGUGCCAAGUCACACUGUGUGUCAGCUCAAAAGAUGAGACACUUGAAAUACUGCUGGGUCAAUGGGCAUUUAUCAUGUUCCCAAAGCCGUACUCAACAAGGAGUGGUUAUAUAGAAGUAGCAGAAGCUUCAGAGACCAUUCAGGUGAGUAGUAAUUUAACUUGCUCUACACCAGAUAUUCUAAUAAAGUGAAAAAUGUCAUCAAUCAGCCCAGCAUGUUCCAGGCUCCAUAUGCUGGUAUCCAGGAACCAGAACUCCCAGAUGGCCUGUACACCAUGCAGCCUCUCAUCCAGACAUCAGAGGCAGCAGGUGCAGGCUCAUAUCCCAGAGGAACAGCUGACCAGUUUGGCCACAGGCCAGACCAUUGCUUAUCUUGCCAAGAGGAUGACCAGAUUUUGCUCUCUGGAGCUGGGAAAGAGAUAGGCUGAAACCUCUCAAGUGACUCAGGUGACAGGGAGGGAGAGGAAGAGGAGGUUGAAAUGGAAUAGGCCAAUACAGACUGAGCUGCCCAAUGGAGUAAAGCAAUCAACUAGUUGGUCAGCUGUCUUAAUAACAAAAGUAAUUCUAGUAGGUUAAUCAAAUGCUUUGAAUUUGACCAAGGCCCAAAUGUAAGUAGGUAACAAAAAUAUGAUUUCAGGGGAUCUUAUUUCAUUAUCAUUUUCUUAAAUGUUCUCAAUCAUCCUAUCAAGCAGGGUUUAGACUACACAACUCUGCAGGUAGCAAUACCUAGUGGACACAGAUCCUCCAGGAAGAGGGCUCCUAGUGGGAAGCAAUGUCCUCCAUGCCGGUACAUACAGCAGAUGUCAGCAAACUUUAUCUGGAAAGAGCCAGAUAGUAAAUAUUUUAGGCUUUGCAGGGCAUAUGGUCUCUGUUGCAAGUAUUCAACUCUGCCACUGUCGCAUGAAAUAAGCCACAGACAAUACAUAAAUGAAUGGAUAUGGCUAUGUUCCAAAAAAAAUUAUUUAUGAAUACUAAAAGAGCAGAAAUUUGAAUUCAUAUUUUUACAUAUCAUGAAAUUUUAUUACUCUUUUUCAAUUUUUACUUUCAACCAUUUAAAAUUUUAAAAACUCUUGUGAGCCCAUGGGCCAUACAAAACCCAGCAGCCUGCCUGAUUUGGCCUUGGGUCACAGUUUGCAUACCUCUACCAUACAUUCAAGGAAAGCAGCCCUUCUAUUUACCAAGAGAAAGUAAAUUGCUAUCUUAGACCCUUCCUCAUCCACCCAGGGGUCUUUGCCUCCAAAAUGAACUACAAACAAUUCCACGGCCCUUAAUUAAGUUUUAAAUGUUCAUGUCCCAGCAAGAAAAUGACAACAAAAAAACACCUGCUACCCGUCAAAUUGACUUGAACGCAGAUAAGCAUUCAUCAAGAACUCCAAGCCCUGAGUGCCCAAACUGACUGACCACUGAGUGCUAACCCCCUUGGGCUCAGGGACAACUCCCAGGCACAGCGCCUUCCCAGCAUGACUCAGCCCAUAAUGAUUUCUAAGCAGGGGUGUUCAUUAUCUCAGACUGAUUUCCAUUUCGGCUCUAUUCAUACCAUUGCUCUAAAAAUGAUCCUAAAGACUUUUGACUGUUUGAAUCAAUAGCAACAUAAUCAGUAGAAAGCCCUACCCAGCACAUUUCAAAAUUAGCACUCUUCAUGGCUCUAUAAUUCAAUAUUAGCAAGAGGAAGAAAAGAGGACUUUUUCUUAAUCAUCCUCUCAUUGAAAUUAACUAAAUCAGUUUUACCAAAAAAAGUGAGGGCAUGAGUUUAAUUCUUUGAAAGAAUUUACAAGUGAAAAGUAGAUGGUUUUCAGGUAGGAUCAUUCUUGGGCCUUUGGGGUAUCCACAAAGCCUCCGUGAAAUACUCUGGAGGGCUACGGACGGUACAGGAUCCUCUAUCUGCAUCAGACUUUUAUCGAGGCUGACAAGCCAAAGCCCUUGGCACAAUUUAAUUUUCAUGUAAUCACUUUCUGCUGCCCAGCUGUAGGCAAAGGAAAUGAACAGUGAAAGUUUUAAAGUCUACUCCAGCACUUUCAUUUCCCUGCCUUUAUUUACUUUAUUUUAUAAAUUUAUUCUGUACCUACUCUAUAGAUCUUGCUCCAGUUUUCCUUUUGGCACCAACUACAAAGGGAAGUUGGCUUUACAAGGGCUGUGGACUAGAAGUCACACUUGACUCUAUCCCAGGAAGGUACAAAGAGACACAAGAAGUUAUCUCCACCAGCACCCCAGAAAGCAAUCAGACAUUCCCUGGAUGCCAUUAGUGAACAGAUGGGAUUCUGUGUUUGCAGCUACGUUCAAUGUAAUUCAGCAAAUCCUUGCUGAGUACCCAUGGUGUGCCAGGCCCCGUGCCAGAAAUGAGGGAAUGGUAGAUGAAUGAGGUGUGGCCCUGCCCAGGGAAGUCUCUCGGUCUCAUGAACUGUUGGCAGGCUUCCUUUGUGAGAGCAGUGGAGACUGAUGCAGACAGAAGUUUGGAGUUGGGGGAAGGGAGUAACUUGCUCUGGCAGUUCUCCACCCUAAGUUACAUGGCAGGUGUGAUUCUGGGAGCCCUCACACACAUUGCCAAGGCCAGCGGAGGAGAGCACUAGGGAGGCAGGCAGUGCUUUCCUAGAUGUUCCUAAUUCUUCCCCAGCCUGACCCAGGUCACUUAUGGAUGAAAGCAAGUCACCCUGCCCACAAGGUGGAUAUCACGUGGCUGAUGAUUGAGAAUCCGUGAAACUACAAAGGAAGUUCUUUCGUAUGAAUGGCAGGCAGGCAGACCUGGAAAGUAAGCCAGAUACAGGGGCUGGUAUGUGCCAAGUUCAAAGACAUGAAAAGCAUGACAUGAGGGAAGACCUCUGAGGCCUGAAGUCAGAGCUGAGGAGGGAAGAAGGGCUUGACUUUGCUAAGGGCCACAGGACACUGUAGAGCAGAGAUUCCCAAGGAGCGCCCUGGACCAGAGCAUCAGCUAGGGAUGAGUGAGAAAUGCAAAUACACAAGAUCCACCCAAGAGCUACUGCAUCAGAAACCACGGGUGGCACCCAGUGGUGUAUGUUUCAAGGCUCUCAAAUCCUGAUGCACUCUAAGGUUUGAAAACCACAGAUGUGGAGUAUGAGAAUAAUUUUCACUGGCACUGGGAGGAGAUGAUUAAUAGGAUAAGAGAGUCAAUUACUAGUGAGAAGAGAAGGAGUCAAAGCAGACCAUUCUAUGAACCCUGUAGGGCCCUCUAGACUCUAGUCCAUACUCCCUGAAGCAGUGAUAUUUUUUAAAAAUAUUUUAUUUAUUCGUGAGACAGAGAGAGAGAGGCAGAGACAUAGGCAGAGAGAAAAGCAGGCUCCAUGCAGGGAGCCUAAUGUGGGACCUGAUCCUGGGACUCUAGGAUCAUGCCCUGGGCUGAAGGCAGACAGUCAACUGCUGAGCCACCCAGGCAUCCCUGAAGCAGUGAUUUUAAGGAACCUUGGGCCACGUCCCAACUCCACUCCUCUCCUAGGGCAUGAUCCAUCUCCUGCUGGUCUGGCCCCUUUAAUCCUAGAGAGACACAUAGUCUAGGGGAGGCUGUAGUGAGGCCACCCAUCCCUAAGGAGACUGCCUUCCAGAUUCCCAUAUAUAAGCAGCCUCCUGAAGGGCCAUGUAUUAGAGGAAAUGAUUAAACUGUAGCAGUGUCCUUACAUCACCAGGAGAACUGGUCCCCACAGAGCAUCUAUGCUGUGGAGCCACCAGGGCCUACAGAGAGUGGCGUGGGGUCAUCCAAGGACACUGCCAGCUUUACUGUGGUGCUGCGCCUUCUGUAAUAUGACUGGGUCAUGCAGCGUCACAAUCCAAACACAAAAUUGGAUGGAGAAUGAAUGGCUUUUCUUGGAAGGGCAGUAACUCAUUCUGGAUGUUACUAAAAGUAGAAAACAAAACCUAAAACAAACCUGCAGCAUUCUCUACAGGUGGAAUCUGUGUUGGUCUUCAAAUCUCUAAGACCUGCAAAGGUACCAGUCUCCACCAAUUCCCUUUUCCCCUACCUCCCAGAAGCCAAAGAUCUGCCAAUUAUUGAUUUAGGUUUUUGAUUCAUGGCUUAAACUCUGCAAAGAUCUAGAACCUUUCGGGAGAAACAAGUUGACAUUCUAUCAGUCACACCUACCUGUGGUGCAGAAUCUGUCCUCAUGUAAGGGUUUCUGAGACUAGGAGUCAGAGAACUGGAACACUGGGCCUUGGAGUGGGAGGAGAGAGGAGGAGUGGGAGGGAGGGGAACCCAGACACAUGGCCUUGGAAAGCUGGCACCUGCUGUAUAGUUUCUAAGAACCCAGUUCCCUCUUGAUCAAAGGCACAUUCCUGGUCCUGUCAGCCCUGUCCUAGCUGAGUCCUCCCCCAAAUGCCCUCAAGGAUACCUCCAUGUCUCCAGCCUAGUUUAUGGAAGGGUCUUCUGAUUAAAUGGUCAAUCAAUCCCCUGAGACCACAGUGACCAUAUCAAGAACAACCAUCUCUAACACAUUAGAUUGUGCUAAAAAGAACCAACGGUUUGCCAGUUGUUUGUGAGAAGCAAAGGAGAGAGCAGACCCAAGAGGUGAAAGGAAAGUUUCUUCCUGUUCACAUCACUUAGGUCCAGAAGAAUUUUCUUCUCCAGCCUGGUCUCUGAUGCGACAUCUCUCUCCCAAGACCUUAAGACAAUUUUGUUUCCCUGAAGUUAAGUCACUUAUUACAAAGUCCCCUAUGGGACAAAAAGACAAGGGAUGGGAUGGCAGGACGUGGGUGGAGAGGCCUUAGGUAGUUCUGGGAGCAGGAUGGGCUCUGUUCUCAUUGAGAAGCUUAUAUCUGUAUCCAGUCAGACAGAAGGGUCAGGAGCUCCAAUCUAGCCAGAACACCAGGUGGAAAGAAAGAAUAUGAGGGAUAUUUAUUGGGAAGAAUGGGCACAGAGGAGACCCCCAAGAUAUGUCACUGUGCAAGCCAUACUAGUCAUUUACAUUUGUCAGAAACAGGGGAGGACUGCGUCCCAAUAUCAGCUAGUCCCUCCCAUUUUAAGCCCCAAAGAGGUGCUGCUACGUCUGGACCACUGAGAUGAUCCAUUUCAAGUCAGAGUCCCAUUCCAUGAGGACUGUCAGUUGCACCCACUGGGGACCCUGACCAGGCACCAGAAAACAUGGCUGUGUGAGGCUGUAUGGCCCCUCAGCUCUUGCCGCCUCUGCUGUCACAGGCCCUCAUCAAGGCAAGAAGUGUCACUCACUUAUCACAGCACAUAGCCCAUAGCAUGGGCUUGAUAAAUGGUGAAUUAAACAGAAUACCAGAGAUCACCUAACCUCAGCAAAUGCACAGGAUGUGAAAAAUUAAGAUGCUUCCAUAGAAAAAGACUCCUCCAUCUUUUCUCUUAGUAUAUAGGUCAGAAUCCUUCAUAAAAUCAGAGCAAGGAGAAGUAGGAGUAUAUCUAGGGGCAGGAAAAGAACAAGAAUGGAGUUCUUUGGAGAGUGGCCCCUUGCUAGCUCACUAAAAGGUGCCCCUAAGCCCAGAGCAGCUGGAGGGGCACUGGUAAGCCCACCUGCUCCAUCCUCAGGUCCUGAGUCACGAUGCUGCCCAGGAAGGAGGACGUCCUAAUCUGUUAAUCGCCCUAGUCUUGUGCUACUCUGCAGCUCCUUUCAGCAGAUUUGAUGCAGAGAUCCAUCAAGAUGAAGCUCAACCCCCAACAGCCGAAGGAAAAGAGGGCAAUAGAGGUGAGAAGAGCCAAAAUGCAGGCAGUGUGUAUUAAUCCCAGGUGACAAAAACAUGCCGACUUUAACAUCUGUUUGCUUUUAUCUUGAAAUGAAAAUGCAUCUCAGCUAUCCAGACCUUUUUUUCUGAGCAUUUCAGAACAUAAAUGGGACAUACACACACACACACACACACACACACACACACACACACACACACACUCAUGGUAAGGGUUCUUUUCCCCAGCAGAAAGAGCUACCAAAGAAAAGAGCCCAUAGGUUUUCUCUAUUUGCAGAAUCAGGGAAUCAACUGCAGGUCUCAGCUACUAGAGUCCAGCCUCUUUGAAAAAGGGAGGGGAAGGGCCAGGAGACAGCUGCCUUAGGAAGGGUUCACUGGGGCCUCUGUGAGAAAGGGUUCUGGUUGGGCCUGUGGGUCACAGAUAGGAAUGUAAUGUGCACACCCCUGCAGACAAAAGUCCAUCCAUCCUGCGCAAUGUGGAAUAUACCCCUUAGCUCCUCCCUUGUCUGCAAAGGAGCCAUCAAUGUGCAGGAUUCAGAAGAUGGCAUGCACAUCUUUGCUUGUAAACUUCAAGUGGUGGAAAUAAGGCAAAAGCCUUUUGGAGAUUAGGAAGUUAGACUUGAUAUCCAGGGCUGAUCACUCAAAAGGCAAAAAAAGAGAUUGACGGGAAAGCUGACUCAGAGUUAGAGAGGGAACAGGUGAGGCUAGAGAAGAGUGACGGAACAGGAACACCCUCACCUGGGAAGCCAGAGCAUUGCUCUAUACUGAAAGCUGUAUCCAAGUUUCAGCAAACUAUGGGGAAGCCUGGCCAUGUGACCCUGAGGCAAUCAAAUCAAUGCCUCCAAAGUCAGACCUAUUCGAAGGUGAUUUCAUUCUUAAUUGAACUAGUCACAAUGGAUCAAUCCACCUGAUUGCUUCCAGCCUGACCUCGGUGGCUUCCAAAAAAAAGUUGUUGAUGCCCUGAGCUGGACAGCAGAGAAGGAAAUUGAAGAAAACCAGCCAGUGAAUUUAGAAAAGAAACUGCAUGUAGAAGUUGGUUGUUUUCAAAGAUAUCCAUAGGUAUUAGAGUUAGGUGUGUUAUGUUAUCGGCAUGGACAUUAUAAUGUCAGAAAGGUAAGAUUCAGAAUGACUUGGUGGGACAUUCACUUGGAAAAUUAGUUAAUGUGUUAAAUAUAAGCUAUCAGGGAAAAGUAGGCUAAGGGCAGCAAUUAUGUGCGUCAUAUGCAUAAAAUACAGAAAUAAGUAAGAUAUAAAGAUGUCAAUGGUCCCAACACAUUUUCAGUUCCUUAGAAGCACAGGUUUGGGUGUUACACUUUUUCUUACUGUUCUCAUUUACUUUUAGCUCUCAGAGCACUGGGAACAGUGCCUGGCACAUAGUAGGAGUUUAGUAAGCAUUGGAAAAUGGAAGGUCCAACUUGUCGCUACAUGGGACUCAGUACUCACUAUACACCCAAUUAAGUGAGCCACAGGGAAGCAAGUCAGCCACAUCCCCCUCCUAGAUCAUUACACCUCGGCUGAGGAGAAGCUUGCAUGAAUUCAAAGAUUCAGAACAAUGUCCAGCUGGCUGCAGGCACUGGGUCUGGCUCUUGCCGGGAUGCUGUACAGAGUGGGCCUAUAUCACUUAGGACGCUGCACAUAGUGGGUCUGUAUCACUUAGACCUCAUCUGCAUAACACCUAACAAGCUAUUUCUACAGGGAACAGGACUGAGGGCUCCCCUCCUAUUGCUUCUGCCAUUUCCUAAACACUUGUGCAAUGCUGUGGAGUUGUGCCAACUUCGGGUACAAUUCUAGAACUAAAUAUAAUGAUUCUGGGCUCAGCCAGUCUCAGAGGUCUAAUGAUUCUUCUCUCAGCUCUUCCCAUCACCCAUAUCUGGAGAUGCCACCUCAACAGGUGGGCCCGUGUAUGUAUACCUGAUACAUGUCCACCUCUGAGCUCUUUCAGCUGCCUCAAAAAACUGACUCCUUUUAGUCUAGAAAAUGUGUUUAUUUGCUAAAUAUACUAGUGUGUAUGAUGUGAAACAAUGCAAACUUUGGACUAUCUUGUUAGACUGUAUGCAUUUAUAGAAUUUAAUUUCAGGAGAGCACUUUAUCAUCUUGCUCAAUGAAUGAGGUUGCCCAAUCACAGAUGACCAGAGAAAAUGCCCCUUCUCCUCCCUACACCUAUGAGCCCCUCCCCUGAUCUAGUCCCUGCCUAAUUGAGCUGUCCUGUCCACUUCAGGCUGAUGCAGAGUGAAGGGCGCUGAGAAUCUCCAUGUAUAUAAAGAUAUAGGAAGAAAAUAAGAACCACCACAGGAAUCUGUUGGGCUUCUUCCCAUGACUGUGAUUUUAUCCAUAUUUGAGUCACAAACUUUACAUUUCUAACAAUUAAGAUUCUUGCAGUUUCCAAGUAAUUUGUUAAAUGCCUAUUCGACACAGACAGAUAUUUAUUUUCAGCCUUGACUUGUAAAUGCCUACAAACUGAUUCAUGCUGGUGGUCGUUACGACACUUUCUGUGAAUUGGUGAAUAAAUAUGAUUUUAGAAUUUCA